Messenger RNA from Fulvia fulva, 1248 nucleotides. RefSeq lists its product as uncharacterized. Bases 1 to 1248 code for a protein of 415 amino acids. The transcript has a single exon. Lineage: Eukaryota; Fungi; Ascomycota; Dothideomycetes; Mycosphaerellales; Mycosphaerellaceae. The record is from RefSeq and is a predicted model, not a curated record.
AUGUGGGAAACUGGCCCAGCAAUAGCUCAGCAGGAACCCAUUGCACCCAAUGCGAGUAAGCCCGGCGACGAGAACGAUGUGUUGCACCUGCAGCAACAGAUUGACGAGCUCAAGGCCACGCUAUCCACCAUGGCACAGAAGGGCCAAGUGUCGACAGCACCAGAAUCCGCCCACGCGAUGUCCGCAGCGCCCACCAAUGCACCCCGACGACGUCACGCUCGUACGUUGAGCACGAACGUGCGCGGCUCAUUCUCGAUGAACGUCUCUGGCGCAGGAACCCCGAGCUUCCGAAGUGGCUUCUCAACACCCACCGAGGGCCUCGAAUCGCCCUUCGAAUACCCCGACGACAGUCCAGUGUAUUCGCGACGAUCAUCUGUGCAAAGCAACAUCUCAGCACCAGGGAAGAGAGGACAACGCAUACCGGGAGGUUACAGGUGUUCGCAAUGCCCCUCAAACUUCGACCUGCCGAGUACGCUCAGGCAUCAUGAACGAAAGCACAUCGCCAAAGAUCAGCGCCGGCAUGGUUGCAAUGAAUGCGGUAGUCGCUUCUUGUAUCCAAAAGAUCUGGCGAGGCACGAGUGGAAUGUCCACAAGCUUGGGGCAUUUGAGGUAGCUGCUGGGCAGGAUAUGCACACGCAGUCACAGGCCACGAUCAACGCAGAUCAACAUCACACAUGUCACACGCAGGUGAUGAAGCAGAAUCCUGUUGAUACUCUGCAGUCGCGGAAGCGGCACUGGGAGCAAUGUCAAGCGGUCGUGCGGGCACGCUCGCGAGACCGACGGCUGACGAAUGAUUCAAACACAUCGUCAAUUGUUGUAGCUGAUAUGCCAGACGUGACCUGGCCAGAGGAUGUGUCGCCAAGUCUGCGGCGAGACUCGAUCAUACCGGAUAUUGUCACCGAAGAUACCGACAAGCCGGCUGUAGUGGGAGCAGAGUCCGACACAAGCCAAACAGUAGCCGAGUUGCGACAACGCAUCCGCGAUCAAGACCGCGGCAUGAGUGCGUUGAUGCAAUUGCGAGGAUAUCAUGAGGAGGUGCUACGGCAAUCGUCGGGAUUCGCCCUUACAGAUCACGCAGUCAUUCUCACGCCCAAUGCUGCCUCGAUCGAGACAGCGAAGCACUGGCUCGGCGCCAUUCACGCUCUGUUGGAGUCUGCACCGGCGCCGGCGAACGAGAGAAGCGUGCGCACGGCAGCUAUGAAGAGCUUGGCUCAGCAACUUGACGCGUUGCAGCUGGAAGGGGACUGA